Molecule: messenger RNA, 1413 nt
Organism: Tinamus guttatus (white-throated tinamou)
Lineage: Eukaryota; Metazoa; Chordata; Aves; Tinamiformes; Tinamidae
Source: RefSeq, a predicted model, not a curated record
AUGAAGAAAGAUGAACUUCUCCAAGAUCUCUUCCUGGAAUGGUCUGCACUGAUACAUAUUCAUGUCUUAUACCAUAAUUCUGUUUUUUUUUUUUCACCUUCUUGUAGGGCAGAAAAAUAUGGACCCAUUUUACGCAUUAAUGCUUUUCACAGAGUCUCAGUGAUGAUUGUGAGUCCUGAAGGAGUGAAGGAAGUCUUGAUGUCACCUCAAUACCAAAAGGAUCCACUGGUGUACAGUAACAUCUGCAACUUAUUUGGUGAAAGGUUUCUUGGGACUAGUUUGGUGACUGAUCUGAACUAUGAACACUGGCACAAACAGAGGAAGAUGAUGGAUCCAGCUUUCAGCCGAACCUACCUGAUCGGUCUGAUGGAAACUUUUAAUGAAAAAGCAGAGGAGCUGAUGGAGAAGCUAGAGAAAAUGGCAGAUGGAAAGAAAGAGUUUAGCAUGUUGGCGAUGAUGAGCCGAAUAACGUUGGACGUCAUUGCAAAGAUAGCUUUUGGCUUGGAAUUGAACACGCUGAAUGAUGACCAGUCACCCUUUCCAAAAGCUGUGACCAUGAUUAUGAAGGCAAUGACGGAGACACGCAUCCCCCUUGUGCAGUACCUGCCAGGAAAACAGAAAUUGAUAAAGGAGAUCCAGGAGAGCGUGCGACUGCUACGCCGCGUGGCCAGGGAAUGCAUUGAGCAACGGAGAGAAGACAUGAAGAACGGGAAGGAAGACACAUUAGAUAUUCUUACACAGAUACUUAAAGGAGAUGCUCUGCAGGAAAUUAGAGAUGAUGAAAAUAUCCUGGAUAACUUCAUUGCUUUCUUUGUUGCUGGUCACGAAACAACUGCCAAUCAGCUGUCAUUUACAGUAAUGGCACUGGCUCAGCAUCCUGAAAUAUUGGAAAGACUUCAGGCUGAAGUGGAUGAAGUUGUAGGUGCCAAGAGAGACAUUAACUAUGAAGAUCUUUGCAAACUCACGUAUUUAUCACAGGUUUUGAAGGAAUCUCUCCGACUGUACCCACCUGUCCCAGGGACUUUACGCUGGAUAGAGAAGGAACUGGUUGUUGAUGGCAUCAAGAUUCCAGCAAACACAACACUUCUACUGCACACUUAUGUAAUGGGAAGGAUGGAACAGUUUUUCAAGGACCCACUCACUUUCGAUCCACAACGAUUUAGCAAAGAGGCACCAAGGCCAUAUUACUCCUACUUUCCUUUCUCUCUGGGACCCCGAUCCUGUAUUGGGCAGGUUUUUUCUCAGAUGGAGGCAAAAGUGGUGAUGGCAAAAUUGCUGCAGAGGUUUGAAUUCCAGCUGGCACCAGGACAGAGCUUUAAAAUCUUGGAUACUGGCAGCCUUAGGCCACUAGAUGGAGUCAUGUGUAAAUUGAAGCCAAGGAGCCAUCUGAAAGGCUUCCAGAUGUGAUUGUGA